UAAACUAUGUCCCUGUCUCUACGUCGGAAUUCUGUGCACAGAUGGCUCCAGAAUGGAGUGGCUCUACAUCGAUUAUCUUGGAGGUAGACCGACAUACCGUUGUAAAGCAACCAAUUAAAGUAUGGGAGGGUUCUUCUUCAUACGAAAAAUUGACAAACAAAAUCCAAAACUGUUUCACUGUUGAGCAGCUUAUCUUGAAGAGAUUGGGCAAUCAUCCUAGGAUCGUGAAAUAUCAUGGUUGGCAAGAUGAGCCACAGCGUCUGCGCGGCUUGAUCCUUUCCCGGGCCAGUCAUGGCAAUCUCCAACAGUAUCUCGAGCUGAAUUACGAGGCUAUCGAUAUGUGUACAAAGCAGCAAUGGUGUCGACAAGCUGUGGAGGCGGUAGCUUAUAUCCAUAGUCAGGGUGUAUGGCACUCUGACCUACGGCCAGAUAACUAUCUCGUUCAUGCGACAACGCCGACCUCGUUGGAUUUAUGGCUUUGCGACUUCGGUGGAUCUGUCUGCAAGGAAUUAAGAUUAGACGGAAAACAAUUACCUGAUCCCGGUUUCUUCGAUCCAAAUGCUGAGUGGGUGGCAUCUGUCGCGACGGAUAUCUUUAGCCUUGGGUCUAUACUGUACAGUAUCGUUACGGGGCAUUGGCCGUAUAGACGUCUUGGCCCGUUCGUGUCAAACGAGGAAAUGCUGAGCUAUGAUGAAUGGGCCGAGGGGCAAUUCAGGCGUCGAAUUUAUCCUGAUGUCAACGGGGUCUAUGCGGGCAGCAUCAUCCUUGGAUGCUGGACCAGGAAGUAUGCAAACGCGGAAGAUAUCUUGCAAACACUAGACGUAGCUUCAAAUUCAUGGCGCUCUCAUGUAUUGUAGUCUGCCUACAAAUUUGAUACUACCGCCACUUAUAUAGCCUUGUGUUCCUGUGCCGAUAUCAUUCAUUACAAAAAUUCUCGCCUGUCAAUCCUCGGCCAGGUUACAAGAUU
Aaosphaeria arxii CBS 175.79 is the source of this 967-nucleotide messenger RNA. RefSeq names its product kinase. Bases 42 to 857 code for a protein of 271 amino acids. The transcript is spliced from 2 exons. Gene Ontology annotation, molecular function: ATP binding; protein serine/threonine kinase activity. NCBI's taxonomy places the organism in Eukaryota, Fungi, Ascomycota, Dothideomycetes, Pleosporales. The record is from RefSeq and is a predicted model, not a curated record. Gene Ontology annotation, biological process: mitotic DNA damage checkpoint signaling; protein phosphorylation. Gene Ontology annotation, cellular component: cytoplasm; nucleus.